AAUCUCUCGCCAAAACAUACCCUUGCUCUAGCCUCAUACACUCCGCCCGUCAACCCCAGCUUCUCCGCGCCGACGACAACCAAGCGCACCUUACCACUGCUGUCACCUCCACUCCUACCGCCGCCCCACCGCCGCCCCGCCGCCGUCUGCUCAUCGCCUUCUCGUCUGCCGCGCGAAUGCGACUAACCCUUGCCAAUUCGCACAACCGCCAUGGAGGGCUUCGAUACCACCACCAUGUCGUACCUAGCGACUCCAAUGCUCAUGCAGAACGUUCCUGGGCCUGAUCAGCCCAUGGCGAUCCCCAUGGCCCCGCUCGACCAGUACGACCAACGCUCUGUGUUUGACAAUGAAACAUUUGCCGGAAGCGAAGAUGCCUUCUCAGUCACUCAAUACCACAUGCAGCGCCCGGCGCCACCUCUCAGACGUUUCCCGAGCACAUACGAAGAUCCCUUUUCCGACGUUCACAGCACUUACGAGCAAUCAAUCCACCCACACGAGCAAAGUGGCGUCCCAGAGAGCCCCAGCAUCGACAGCAACAACAAGCUGCUAAGCUUCUCGUUACCAAGUGUCCCAUACACCGUUCUAGACCUCGGGAUGCAGCAGAGAGUUCAGAUGUCUAUGUCUGCCCAGCUCCAUGGCAUGUUCUUCCUUGCCGAGUCGCCAUGGGCCACGGCUGGCGACGUGCAACCACCACCGACCGAACUGACCUGCUAUCGCCGCAACCUUUUCCAGAUCACGGGCACAGUAACGCUACCGAGAAGCAUGCACGUAAUCCUGACUGACCACGGCGACCAAAUACCCAUACUUGGCCAAGAGCUCACGAUCUCCGCAACGGAGUCUCUCGAAGGUAAUUCGGUCAAAAUCAUCUCGGUGCCGUGGAAAACGCCCGCUACAAAUACAGUUCCCAUUGAAGACAAGACAGAGAAAGAGCCCCCCACAUAUCCUCUGGACCUAUCAACUGGCCAGGACAUGGACAGCAACUACGUCUCUUUUCCUAUAAGCUGGAAGAGACUGCAGUUUCGCAUAGCGACUGCUAACAACGGGAGAAGAAAAGAACUGCAACAGCACUUCGUAGUGCGCCUGAAGGUUGUAGCAACACUCGCCAAUGGCGCCAAAGUACCUUUGUGUGAGAUUCAUUCAAGUGCAAUAAUCGUUCGUGGUAGAAGCCCCAGGAACUUCCAGUCGCGCAAAGACAUGCCCAUCAGUGGUGGAACUGCGCAAGCUCGCAAGUCACACCUGCCCCAGCAGCCAAGUCGAACAACUACCGGUGAUACUGCACAGACGAGUCAAAGCCAUGGGCACAGCAAUAUAACAUUAACAGCAAAAGCGGAGAACAUAAUGCAGGUGCCAUACGACUUCAAUGCCAACGAAGCGCCAGUCUCGCCAGACUUUCUGGACUGGAAAGUACCUGGUGGGGGUGCUAUGACAGCGAUACCACCAGAUCCACCGUCGUCUCAGAUGCCUCACGCAACGCCAUAUGCACAGUCAACGCCUGAGGUUUCUAGAAGCGUCCCUCCCCCACAAGCAACUUCAAUAGCGCCUGUCACUCUUUCCCUCAUAGAUGACGAGCCAAAAAAGGCCCCUUCGCCUGUAGAACACGCCAGGAAACGCGCUGCUCCAGCACGGCCGCCUUCUUUCUCUAUUGGCAUUAUCAACAGUCCUGAUGAGAGUGCUGAUCUGCUCUAUGAGUACUUUCCUCUUGGUCUCGAUGACUGGAUGCCGCCUGUCGAUGCCGUUUACCGCCCGCAUGUCGUUCACCACACCAAUUUACCGCAAGAUCCGAAGUCUCUUGAGAUGAAGAGUCGGUCGAAACGGUACUUCGAAGCAUCAGCUUACUGAUACCUUCGGAGCUUGGCAACAACUUAUCGGCGCCAUACGUGUGCAA
Messenger RNA from Macroventuria anomochaeta, 1885 nucleotides. RefSeq names its product p53-like transcription factor. The transcript has 2 exons. The record is from RefSeq and is a predicted model, not a curated record. Gene Ontology annotation, cellular component: nuclear chromosome. Lineage: Eukaryota; Fungi; Ascomycota; Dothideomycetes; Pleosporales; Didymellaceae. Gene Ontology annotation, biological process: meiotic cell cycle; positive regulation of transcription by RNA polymerase II. Gene Ontology annotation, molecular function: DNA-binding transcription factor activity; DNA binding. The coding region runs from base 211 to 1839 and encodes 542 amino acids.